Lodderomyces margitis is the source of this 1851-nucleotide messenger RNA. RefSeq lists its product as uncharacterized. Lineage: Eukaryota; Fungi; Ascomycota; Pichiomycetes; Serinales; Debaryomycetaceae. The coding region runs from base 1 to 1851 and encodes 616 amino acids. Gene Ontology annotation, molecular function: RNA binding. The transcript has a single exon. The record is from RefSeq and is a predicted model, not a curated record.
AUGAGUUUUAAAAAUAUAAACCCCUCAACAAAAUCUAGAGAGUCAACUACGAGUGAUAGGGCAGAUUCAUCCAUAGCUUUAGAAGAUAGCUUAUCAAUCAAAGCAAACAGAAAUUCAAUGUUCUCGACAAAGUGGAGCACCAAGAAAACUUCCUCACCAUCCUCACCCUCCUCCUCCUCCUCCUCCUCAUCAUCAUCUUCCUCUUCAAACACCCGUUUCAACCAAAAGAGUAGUAUCUUGGAAUCAACCAAACAACCAUUACCAAAAGAAACGAAUGCGGGCUUUGUGAGAGGCCGCCCUUCUGCUUGCGUGUUUGUUGCAAGUUUGCGGUCCAACUUGUUGGACGAUGAGCUAUGCGUCUCAGUACAUAACCAUUUCAAACAAUGGGGCCGAUUAUCCACCGUCAAGGUUUUGAGAGACACAAGUAAUCGCCCAUACGCUUUUGUUCAAUAUUUAAGUGAAAAAGAUUCAAAACGCGCAAUCAAAGAGGGCCACAAUUCUGUUUUGGAUGGCAGAAACAUUCGAUGCGAAGCGGCAAAAGUGAACAGAACAAUCUUUAUUACCUCCGCGCUCAGUUUGUCUGUAGUUGCUGUUGAAAACAAGUUAUCCAAAUUUGGUGACAUAGAAGAAUUGACACCUAGCAAUGCAGCAGGGCAAAGCUAUAAAGACGCACCGUGCCUCCGAGGCUACAAGAAUUGGUACUGUAAGUUUGUUUAUCGUGAUGAUGCCAUCAAGGCAUAUGCUAACCUCACAGAAGGGGGCUCUUAUGAAGUAGAGUGGGCCCAAAAUGUCGACAAGUCAAACACUGUUAGCUUUAGAGAGGAUACAGCUUUUGAUUCCAAGAUUAGCAAAUCAAGGUUUGACCGAUUUUCCAUUUUUGUCGGGCAGUUGAGCCAUAAGAUCACUGAGCUCGAACUUAGAGAGAGAUUUCAACGCCAUGGAAAAAUCACGAGCCUUCACCUUUUAAAGAAAAGUGAAAGCACCUUUGCUUUUAUCACUUUCAAAGAUGAGUCUAGUGCUGCAAGUGCAGUCGAGGUGGAAAACCAUGCAAUGCUUUGUGGUAAAACCAUGCAUGUUCAGUAUCGCGAGGUUCAAAAUCAAUGGAAAGAUGCGCGCAAUGUCCGUGUGCCGCUUGCUCCACCACCGAUACAUAUUGGUAAGAGGGGUUUAGAGAAACCCAGAGGAGGGUUUAAUGCCCCACUUGCUAAACCCAAGUUCAAUGGCCGUGCAUCAAAUAUUUGUAACAAGGGGAAUGCUAAUUACAAACCCAUUGAAAUAGAAAAGGGGCAAGAUAAUUAUACGACCAAAACUGAAAGCAAAACUUCAUUUAAUCCUUGGCAGGCUUCCCAGUUAGAGUUGAAGAGCGAUACUAAGCUAACUGAACAAAUUGCAAAUUUAAAACCGUUCGUCCCUGCUAAAGCCGACUUGCAUGAAAAGAAAGAGGAAAAGGAGGACAAGAAGAAGGCAGAGAGAAAGCAUUCAAGAGAGGAGUAUCUGGCAAAAGAGGAUUUGGAAAACACUACUUCUGUUCAGCCCACAGAUACCUACAAGAAGAAUGCCACUAUUACAAACUAUCCUGCUCCUCCAAGUACUGGCUUUCCUUUGUUCUACUAUGUUCCAGCGGAGAAUGUAAGCUAUACACACGGUGGGCUGCAAAGCUCUUACUACAAUGUAUAUCCAUCUUAUUACCACCAGGUCCCCCCUCAUUCUCAGUACGAGAGAGGUGCUGUGGGUGGUAGUGGUGGUAGCUCGAGCGAAUUCACCCCAACUAUCCAUCGUUCACCUUCCUAUGGAAUUCCCAACUUUAUCUAUUACUCUAAUGACGGCGAAUCUAAGUCAAAGAAGGGCUAA